GAAAUUAGGACUUAAAUCUAUUACUUUGGGCACCAUGACGCUGAGGCUCCUAGAAGACUGGUGCAGGGGAAUGGACAUGAACCCUCGGAAAGCACUGUUGAUUGCUGGCAUCCCUCAGACCUGCGGAGUGGUGGAGAUCGAGGAGGCCCUUCGGGCAGGACUAGCGCCAUUGGGGGAGUACAGAGUGCUUGGGAGGAUGUUUAGGAGGGAUGAGAACAAGAAUGUAGCCUUGAUAGGGCUCACAGAAGAGACUGACCAUGCUCUGGUUCCUAAGCAGAUACCUGGAAAAGGAGGUGCCUGGAGAGUGAUCUUUAAGCCACCUAGCCCUGACGAUGAAUUUUUAAACAGAUUAAAUGAGUUUUUAAAGGGAGAGGGUAUGACCUUGGGUGAAUUGACCAGAGCUCUUGGGCAUGAAAAUCAGCCUCUUAGCCUAGUCCAGGGCAUGAUCCCUGGAAGGUGGGCCCCCAUGUUAUCACAGGCAUUAGAUGUGGCUCUUCAGCCUACCCUGCAGUACCUAAGAUAUAAACAGCUAAGCUUAUUCUCUGGCAGGGAUCCUCCAGAACCAGGUGAAGAAGAAUUUGAAUCCUGGAUGUUUCAUACUACUCAGAUGAUGAAGAUGUGGCAGGUGUCAGAUGUAGAGAAAAGAAGACGAUUAAUAGAGAGCCUUCGAGGCCCAGCAUUUGAUAUUAUUCGAGUCCUGAAGAUUAAUAAUCCUUUAAUUACAGUUGCAGAGUGUCUGCAGGCUCUUGAAACAAUAUUUGGGGUUAUUGAUAAUCCUAGGGUGUUGCAGGUCAAAUAUCUGACUACUUAUCAGAAGGAAGAUGAAAAGUUGUCUGCUUAUGUUCUAAGGCUGGAGCCUUUAUUACAGAAGCUGGUACAGAAGGGAGCAAUUGAGAAAGAAGUUGUGAAUCAGGCCCGCCUAGACCAAAUUGUUGCUGGGGCAGUCCAAAGGACAGUUCGCAGACAGCUUGGACUGCCGGAGGGUAGCCCUGCCCCAGGCUUGCUGCAGUUACUGACACUGAUAAAGGAUAAGGAGGCAGAGGAGGAGGAGGAGGCCCUUCUCCAGGCAGGCUUAGAAGGGCAUUUUACCUGACUGGGGAGACCAGAAAGGAUGUCUUCGUGAAUAGAGCAUGAUAGGUUCCAGUGAUCAGCAUCAACCAAUCCCUACUUUGUGCUGACAAAUAACUGUGCAGUUUUCAGGAUAAACCCUUUGUCAUGUUGUGCCUGUUGAAUGUCUCCCAAAUGUGUCACCAGCUCUGAAAGAUGUUUUGUAGUGAUAAAUAUUUAGAUCAAAAAGUGUGUCACUCUACAUGUGCUUUGUUUGGGGUGGACAGGCAAAGUUCAUAUGCUGCUGAGAACUUGCUAACUUGUCAGCUGUUUGGUUCAGGUAUAAAUGGAACCGUCACCUGUGACCAUGUUGUCAUAAUAGUUUUCAGCUAUUGCAGACAUUAAUGAUGGAGAUCCUAAGCUAAGGGUAGCGAAGAUAUUUUUCUGUGUAAAUCAGUUGAUUCUUUGCAAUCAAAAGGCAGAAUUGAAUGCUCAGACUGGUAGGAUGCUCUGUCUUUAGAUUUUUGCUGUGUUACCAAAGUGUCUAGUUCUGAAUAUUUUCAUGGUGUUAAAAAAUUAUGUGAACAUAUAAAAUAAAGGAAUGCUAGUAAA
This is a messenger RNA of Nannospalax galili (Upper Galilee mountains blind mole rat), 1659 nucleotides long. It is a transcript of the gene Moap1, whose product is annotated as modulator of apoptosis 1. Bases 35 to 1093 code for a protein of 352 amino acids. The record is from RefSeq and is a predicted model, not a curated record. Lineage: Eukaryota; Metazoa; Chordata; Mammalia; Rodentia; Spalacidae. The transcript has a single exon. Gene Ontology annotation, biological process: regulation of apoptotic process.